This is a messenger RNA of Belonocnema kinseyi, 2184 nucleotides long. RefSeq names its product replication protein A 70 kDa DNA-binding subunit-like. Gene Ontology annotation, cellular component: DNA replication factor A complex; nucleus. The record is from RefSeq and is a predicted model, not a curated record. NCBI's taxonomy places the organism in Eukaryota, Metazoa, Arthropoda, Insecta, Hymenoptera, Cynipidae. Gene Ontology annotation, molecular function: single-stranded telomeric DNA binding; damaged DNA binding. Bases 90 to 1886 code for a protein of 598 amino acids. The transcript is spliced from 12 exons. Gene Ontology annotation, biological process: telomere maintenance via telomerase; DNA replication; meiotic cell cycle.
UGGUUCUGAUUACGUCGUUGCGGAAGUUGGUGCGUGUUUACUGAAAAACGUAUUUUAUGUGAUUAUUCGUUACAAAAAGAAGCUUUAAUAUGUAUUCCUUAACCGAAGGAGCUAUUCAGAAAAUUAUGAAUGGCGUGGAUGUUGAUAAACCGAUUAUUCAAUUUUUGGGACACAAAAAGCUUUCGAGUUCAACCAACACAGAGCGAUAUCGGCUUUUGAUUUCUGAUGGAGUUCAGAUAAAUUCAUUUACAAUGCUUGCUACCCAAUUGAAUAACCUCAUCACAGAAAAUAAGAUGACAGAAUUCUCAAUCUGUCAGAUUUCCAGAUAUACAAUCAGCAAGGUUAACAACAACGGGCAACAAAAGGGUGUGAUGGUCAUAUUGGGUAUCGAAGUAAUAGUUCCGGGUAGUGAAGUUCAAAAGCAGAUUGGAAAUCCAACUCAAUAUGAGGCUGGUGCUUCCUCAAAACCCGAGGCUGUAAAAACUGAAAAAAUAAUUCCUCCAUCAAGUUCAUCAUUAACUUCUGGUAAAGCGUCUUCAAAUUCGAUGAAUACUACCGUCAACGGAAGCCAGAUCAUCACGGUUCCAAUAAUCAGCCUCAGCCCUUAUCAAAACAGAUGGACUAUCAAAGUGAGAGUUUCAAACAAGUCGGACAUUAGACACUGGAACAACUCUCGUGGCGAAGGAAAACUUUUUUCAAUGGAUUUGGUAGAUGAAUCCGGAGAAAUCAGAUGCACAGCUUUCAAAAACGAGUGCGACAAAUUUUACGAAAUGAUCGAGAUCGGAAAGGUUUAUUAUAUAUCCCGUGCUCAAUUGAAACCAGCGAAUAAGCAGUUUAAUAAUUUGAAGAAUGAUUACGAAAUGACCUUAUCAGCUGAUUCAGAAGUGGUGCCCUGCCACGAGGAAAUGACCGACAUCCCAAUGAUCAAGUAUGAUUUCAUUCCGAUAUCGAGCAUUGAACAAAAGAACAAGGAUGAAAUAAUUGAUAUUUUGGGAAUCGUCAAAACUGCUAACGAUGUGCAGGAGUUGACGUCGAGAGCAACGCAAAGACAGUUGAAAAAGAGAGACAUCAGUAUUGUCGAUGAAAGUAGUACGGCUGUUACUCUCACUUUGUGGGGUACCCAAGCUGAACAAUUCGAUGGAUCCAACAAUCCCGUAUUGGCGAUUAAAGGAGCGCGAAUUGGAGAAUUUAAUGGAGCAAAGAAUCUUUCGACUAUCAGCUCUACAGUUCUGCAAAUUGAUCCUGAUCUUCCUGAAGCUCACAAAUUGAGUGGAUGGUACAACACGAUUGGACAAAAGGAGGAAAUGAAGCAGCUUUCGAAAUCAAGUGGUGGAGAUAUGAACGCACCUUGGCUGACAAUUAAAGAAGCCAAAGAUUUACAAUUUGGACAUCCAGGACAGCCUCAUACUUUCAUGACUAAGGCAACUAUCAGUUUGGUUAGAGCUGCAAACUGCAUUUACAAAGCAUGUCCCAACGAAGGCUGCAAGAAAAAGGUCAUCGAUCAAGAUAACGGAAUGUACAAUUGUGAAAAGUGUCAGACUGAAUAUCCGAACUUCAAAUAUCGCUUGCUGGCAAGCACGAAUUUCGUGGAUUGGUCAGGUAAUCAAUGGGCGACUGCUUUCAACGAUGAGGCCGAAAAAAUGCUGUCAUGGACAGCACAAGAAUUGGGUGAACUAAAGGAUAAUGACCCCAACGAAUUUCAGAGGAGGCUCUCCGACUGUGCCUACAAAUCUUUCAUGGUGAAAAUCCGCGUCAGGCAGGAAACGUAUAUGGAUGAAACGAGACUAAAAGCCGUGAUUGUCAGUGUUACUCCAAUUGAUUACAUUGCGUACAGCGCACAUCUGAUAAAGAAAUUAAAGGAAAUUGCCGACAUUGGUAAAGCGUAAAGCAUCCAAAUAAGCGAUUAUUGUACAUGGUUUAUUUUUUAUCGGAGUUUUACUCAUUCAGGCUCUAACAAUGAAAACAUAUUCAGUAUUAUUUCAUUAGUUGGGAAUCUAGAAUGAUGAAGGUUACUAGGAUGUCUCUGAUUUAAUAUCAUAUAGUUGGAUUUAAUGUUUCUUGGACCAUUUUUUUGUUUUUGAUAGAGAAAAAAUUUUUCUUUCCACCGAUGCUCUAAUUAUCGAUUACUUUUAAAGCGUUAUAAUAAGGAUAAUUUAGUGUUAUUUAUAUUUCGUACUGAAUAAA